GAGCUUCUUACUUCAUUAGAUGGUGAAGCAUUGCAUAAAUAUGUUUGCCAAGGUUGUUCUUCUCGGUGUUCUCGCAUUCUUAGCGUCUGUUGCCUACGCUCUACCGCCACCGGUUGAUGAGCAAAAACCUUUUGAUUGUCCCGAAAAUGAAAAAUAUUACAAAUGCAGCCCGCACUUCUGCUGGACGACAUGUGAUCACCUCCUUAACCCUCCACCCUGUCCCCAACAACAAGCAGAGAACUGCUAUGAGCCCGUUUGUGAAUGUAUUGACAAUUAUUUACGCGAUGGAGAGGGCAAAUGCAUACCUGAAUAUGAAUGCCCGAAACAGCUUAUCCCAUUAUAAAUCUAUGGGACGGGAGAUGUAACAUAAAGGACAACAGUUUAAUUAUCGUAUCGUCAACUCUGUUAAAAUCAACCAAGAAUAACUCGUAUACAUCGAUAUUAUUAUAUUUUAUUAACUUAGGACCAAGGCGCAAUUAUAAUUAAAAUUAAAAUGCU
This is a messenger RNA of Bicyclus anynana (squinting bush brown), 498 nucleotides long. Its product is annotated as inducible metalloproteinase inhibitor protein-like. The record is from RefSeq and is a predicted model, not a curated record. NCBI's taxonomy places the organism in Eukaryota, Metazoa, Arthropoda, Insecta, Lepidoptera, Nymphalidae. The transcript is spliced from 3 exons. Bases 20 to 343 code for a protein of 107 amino acids.